AGCAUGUGCGCAUGCGCAGUGCGGCAGAGCACGGUGAGAGAGCGGCGUCCUCAUGGCGAUGCUGAUAUCCCGACAUGGCAAACGGAGAAUGAGCUCAUGUUCGAUUCCUGAGUCUCACUGCGGGAUAUGCUUCCUCCUCGGACGGCUGCGGGCCCGACUGUCAACAACCCCCCCGGUUCCGACGAGGUCUUAAAGCGGCACACCCUCCUCAAGACCACUGGCGAGGACCGAACCGGAGGUCGACCUGUGGAUGAAAUAACAGCACGACAUUAUCAUCAUCAGCAGCAGCAUACAUGGUAGGUGAAAGAUCCAGGGCGAGAGAGAGGCGUCAGAGUCCGUGUCCAUGCGAGGGGGGUCGAGAUCCAAGAGGCAGUCAGAGAAACAGGGGAGAACAAGGAAUGACGAGACACACAGCAACAUCAACGCGGGAACGGAGGCUUGAAGAUGCAGUGGCACCAUGAGCAAAGCCAGUGGGCUGAACAGCAUUUUGACAUUUCCUCGACCACGCGCUCCCCAGGCCACAAGGCAGAGGCCUACCAUCUAGUACCCGGCAUCGUGCACUGCGCUGCCACUGAUCAGUAUGCCUGGGCCAACGAUGACAUCUCUGCCCUCACUGCCUCUAACCUGCUCAAGAAAUAUGCAGAGAAGUAUUCCAGUAUUCUGGCGGUGCCUGUCUCCUGUUCGGAAGCUCCCAGUGACCCAGUAGGGAUAAACGGACGCAAGGGUGAAUCGGACCCCUGGCAGGAUGGAGUCUAUUCCAUGAGUUGCAUCCCUGAUGGGGUUACCAUCCGCAAGGGAGGCGUUGCAGCCACUUCUGAGGUGGUAACUGGUUUGUGCAGCUCUCCUGGUAUUGCCUCCAGCACUCUUAGUGAACAGAACUACUCUAGAAGUAGCUGUGGAAACCACAUUACCACCGCACUCCACUCAGCUUCAUUGCCUUCUCAGGAAUAUUCUGUGCCUUACAGUGGUACCUACUUGCACAGUAGUUAUAAUUCCCAGUCUGUGCCUCCCCCUGCACAUCCGUCCCCGCUGCACAGCAGUGGAAUCUUGCAACCACCUCCACCAUCCUGUCACCCUACAUUAGUCCCACCUCACAAAGGAGGCGCACCAGACUUAUCUGGUUAUAAUUACUCUGCAGCCGGAUAUCCUGUUCAGAGCUCAGUAAGGCCUGGAUACAGCCCCAGGGGAGUACCCCUGUCAAACUCAUACAUUCCCUCAGGCAUUGCCACACCAACACCUCUUCCCCCUUCGUCAACUUUACCUGGGUAUCCAUACCAUAACCACAGCUUGACCCCAAUCACCCCAAGUCAUCUUAACAGUUGCUCCUCCAACACGCUGAAGAGGACGGCCUUCUACAUAACUGGUCAAGGAGAUAAUGAAACUCCUUAUCCUAACUUUGGAUUUGACCAGACUCUGAGCUCAGCCGACAGCAUGAUGUACAGAGUGGCAGACAGCAGCAGCACAAACGGGAGCUCUAAUGGUACCAGUGGCAUUGGCUUUGAUAGGAAUUCUGAAAAGUCAUUGCACCACUUUUCUCUGCAAAAGCAGUACACAAAGCCUUCGGAGCAGCAGCAGAAAAAGUACAACAACCAGGAAAGCAGCAUCCAGCUGUCUCCAUCACCCUGCAUUUCCUCCACACUAAGGGGUUCCCGCUCUGCAGAUUCUCUUUUUUGCUUUAUAUCCUCACAGCGUAGUGAGCAAAGUGCUGAAGAUCAUCACUUCCACCUCUCCCAUUCAGGGGCUCCAUCCUCCUCCUCAACAACAUGUUGCACCCUUUCUGCUCUAGAGCAACUAAAAACCUCCGACCCUCACCUAUUGGACAUGGUUACCUCCGAAAUUGUUCAGCAUGGGCCCUCCGUGGACUGGAGUGACAUUGCAGGCUUAGAACUCGCCAAAGUGACCCUGAAAGAGGAGGUCCUAUGGCCCAUCUUGCGUCCUGACAUAUUCACCAGCUUAGGAACCACACCGAAUUGUGUGCUGCUAUUUGGCCCGAGAGGCUGUGGCAGGACGUUAUUAGGCCAAUGCCUAGCCAGCCAGCUUGGGAAACCACUACUUCUACUCAGUGGGUCUACGUUAGUCACCAAGUGGCUGACAGACGGGGAGAGAAUUAUCCGAGCGUCCUUCCUUGUGGCGCACUGCCGCCAACCCUGUGUACUAUUUAUCAGUGAGGUGGACAUGCUGCUUGCAUCGCAACUCGCUGACAAAAGUCCUAUUAAUAGACUGAAGCGGGAGUUACUUUCCCAACUGGACUCACUUCUUAUGGGCUCAGGUGAGGAUGGAAGUAACCAAGUGUUAGUGGUUUGCUCCACAAGUAGACCCCAGGAAAUGGAUGAAGGGUUACACAGAUAUUUUGCUCUGAGGGUUCUGGUACCCCUGCCCGAUAGUGCAGCUCGACACCAGAUUAUCAGACAGCUCCUCACUCAAUCGCAGCAGAAAUACUGUAUGAGUGAGGAGGACCUGGCACUGUUGGUCCAACGCACUGGUGGUUUCUCUGGAUUUGACCUGGGCAGACUCUGCCAUGAAGCCCAGGUGGGUUUGUCACAUGUCUCCACACAACAAGGCAUAGACAUUAAUAUGAUGCCUCGGGGAGAGAAUCGGCCCAUGGCCUACCUGGACUUUGAGAGUGUCUUUUGUAAAUUACAUGCUAGUACAUCAGCAAAAGAAAUUGAUAUGUACACAGAGUGGAACAAAAUUUUCGGCUCCAGUCCCAAAAAGGACAGACUUUCUUGAUUGAUGUUCAAGCGUUACAAGUGCUUUUCCUCAGGGCAGACACAUUAUGCUGGAGGAAAAGACAACACAAGCUUGCAGUAUCUGUGCAAAGAUAAAAACAUACACUCUUGACAUUAAGUUAAUCAAAUUCAAGUGCCUAUAAUGGGUGCUUUAUGAUUUGAUUUGCUUCACAAUCAACAUGAUUUGAAUCAACCAAAUUAAGAGCUUUAAACUAUUGUGUUUGGAACUAGGACUUGGUUUGCCAUUGUGUACAGGUUAGUUGUGCUUUUCCAGGGUAAAUUUGUUUUAGGCAUUGACUCCGCAAAUCAACCAAAAACUCAGGAAGGCAGUUGAGCAAACACCGUAACCUCAUGAUAUUGUACAGUUAUAUACACGCUUACUUGGGUGUUUGAAAUAUAAAUGUUUAGCUCUAGGAUUAAGAUAAAGGUCUAUCCAUACCAGUGGUUUUAAUGGAUCCACAGGUAGUCAGCCACAUGCCCAAACCCUGAGCCCCUAACCCUAACAAUGACAACAAUGUCCAAUUAAGAAAAAGCUCUUAUUUUCCUGUCUAUAGGCAAAUACGUGUAAUGUCAAAUAUGUUUAUGAAUGAAAAUGUGUUGUCUCCAAAAUGUUGAACAUUCCAAUAAGUCUAUAUAAUCAAUAUUUUGUAUUUUUUCCACAUACAGUUUGCUACCAUUUAUGUACAUUACACAAGCUAAUUAAUGCACUUCAGAUUAUUAGCAGCUGCAAGUGCCAUUUUUACCAGUAUUAUUUUAUUUAUAAUUGAAGGUUUUCUGUUGUCCUUGGUUUACAGGAAAUACAGGUAUGUGUUUCUAGAA
This is a messenger RNA of Entelurus aequoreus (snake pipefish), 3548 nucleotides long. RefSeq names its product fidgetin-like. Gene Ontology annotation, molecular function: ATP binding; microtubule severing ATPase activity; ATP hydrolysis activity. The transcript is spliced from 4 exons. The record is from RefSeq and is a predicted model, not a curated record. Bases 445 to 2730 code for a protein of 761 amino acids. NCBI's taxonomy places the organism in Eukaryota, Metazoa, Chordata, Actinopteri, Syngnathiformes, Syngnathidae.